CCCACCCUCUCUCUUCACCCCUCCCUCUGCCUCUCCCCUCAGCCGCGUCGAGGGAAGGCAGGAAGUUUGCUGGGGAGGAGCCGCCUUCCUCGCCGUCUCCCGGCCUGGGAGGGGCCCAGGCGAGGCAGGCAGGCAGGCAAGCAGGCCGCAACCGCCCUGUUGGAGCUGGACAGCGAUUCCUCCCUUUCCCCCCGGCAGCCAGUGAGUGAGUGGGUGACUGACUGACUGACUGACUGAGCGCAGGAAUAGUUAUGGCAAUGCAAGUCCUGGGACAGUCUGGUGGCAGCAGCCUGUUUUCUGGCAAUACUAACCUCAACAUGACUUUGUCAAACGACAUGUAUGACUUUUCUGAACUUUCCAAAGCUGAGCUGGCAGCUCCUCAGCUCAUUAUGUUGGCAAAUGUAGCCUUAACAGGAGAAGUUAGUGGCAACUGCUGCGAAUACAUGGUUGAUGAAGAGAGGCAAAUGGCUGAACUGACAACUGUAGGCAAUGCCAAUUUUUCAGAUAGUGAUGGAGAAGGAGCAGAGGAUGCACAUGCCGCGGAGCGUGAUCAUGAAGACCUGGGUGAUAUAGAAGUGAGAACUCUUGGAUCACCGGAUGUUCGUAGCCUUGAAACUGAAGAAGCAACUGAGUCUUCUCGUUCUCUUAAGUGUAGCCUAGAUAAGGAUUUUCCAAUGGCAGGGUCCCCUGAAGACUUCCAAUUGUCAGGUGACCCAGAUGAUUUCCAGUUAUCAGAUGCUCCUCAAGGUUUUCGGUUGUCAGGUGACCCAGAAGAUUUUGAUUUUUCAGAGAUCCCAGAGGGCUUCCAGUUGUCAAAUUCCUCAGAGAGUGUAGAUGAUAGAGGUAAAAGCUUGAAGAACAAACCGUUUCGUUGUAAGCCCUGUCAGUAUGAGGCAGAAUCAGAGCAAGAGUUUGUCCAUCACAUUCGGGUGCACAGUGCUAAGAGAUUCAUAGUAGAAGAAAAAGCUGAGAAGCAUGGCGAAGUUGACUCCAGCAGCACUACAGAUGAAGUUGAUUUCUCCAAGGGGCCUAUAAGGUGUGAUCGCUGUGGCUACAACACUAAUAGAUAUGAUCACUAUCUGGCUCACUUGAAGCAUCACAAUAAAGCUGGAGAAAAUGAAAAGGUCUACAAAUGUACAAUUUGCACAUACACAACAAUAAGUGAAUACCAUUGGAAGAAGCACCUAAGGAACCAUUUUCCACGAAAAGUGUACACAUGUUUACAGUGCUCCUACUUCUCGGAUCGGAAGAAUAACUAUGUUCAACAUAUUCGAACUCAUACAGGAGAACGCCCCUAUCGGUGUACUAUGUGUCCUUAUUCAAGUUCUCAGAAGACUCACUUAACCAGGCAUAUGCGGACUCACUCAGGUGAGAAACCAUUUAAAUGUGAACAGUGCAGCUAUGUGGCGUCAAACCAGCAUGAAGUGACCCGACAUGCAAGGCAGGUCCAUGAUGGUCCGAAGCCACUGGUCUGUCCUCACUGUGAAUACAAAACAGCUGAUCGAAGCAACUUCAAGAAACACGUUGAGCUCCAUGUCAGCCCACGACAGUUCCUUUGUCCAGUUUGUGAGUAUGCUGCAUCCAAGAAAUGCAACUUGCAGUACCACAUCAAAUCCAGGCAUCCUGACUGUUGUGAUAUCACAAUGGAUGUCUCAAAAGUAAGGCUACGGACUAAAAAGAAUGAAGUGAACAUUUCAGAAAAUGUGGAACAUAAAGUGGAAGAAGACCAAGCAAAGAAAGAGCUGGCUGAAAAGAAAAAUGAGAGAGCUACAAAAGAGGAGAAAAAGGAAAGUCUGUCAAAAGAAGAGAAAAAGGAAAACAUGUCAAAAGAAGAAAAGAAAUUCAACCAACCGAAAAAUGAAAAGAGAGAGAACUUACCAAAAGAAAAGAAACUUGUUUUAGAGAAAGUGACAACCCGAAGUCGCAAAACUCUUUCCAAAAAUAAGGAUGAAGACAUGAAAACUGAGAAAAUGGCGGAGAAAACUGGUAAAACGAAGAAACUGAAAAGAACAGCUGAGAAUAACUCUCUUCCAGAAGACAUUGUUACAGACGUUGAUGAUAUAAUUGCAAAAAAGAAAAAGAAAACAGAGAAAUCUCAGAAAUGUCAGGAGUCUCAAAACAAUGACAAUAAGUUGGAGGAUGCAAAAAAAGAAGAGUCUUGUCUUAAGAAGAACAAAAGAAAGAAAGAGCUGAAGAAUAAGUCUGUUAAUAAUAACAGCAAGCCUGCUUGUGAGAAUAUUGUAGGUGAGGACGCCCUCCCUAUAGAGCCUCUAGAGGAAGAAAGAAAGAAAUCUAAUGAUUCCUGCAAUAGGCAGCAACCCGUUAUUCCUUCAGAUGUUGGGGAAAACAUGCAAGAUUUAGAGUCACCAUCUGUACAAUCUGUGGACAAAAAUGUAGAGGUGGAAAUGGAAGACCAAGAAAUGACCAUGGCAGAAGAAGACACUUCACAAACUGCUUCUGAGAAUGAAAUUGGAAUAGAACUGACAGUCACCCCUAGGAUUAGUGCUCUAAAUUUGAAUGCUACCUUGGAAAAAGAGACAGCUAUGUUGGAGGAUACAUUAUUAAAUGUUGCCAAAAAUAUUCAGACAACACAAAUGUGUGAAAUGGAAGUGGUGACUAAUCCAGCUGUGGUACAAGAGACUCAGCCAAUGGAAACAGAUGAGGGAGAAACUGUGAGUAGCCCACAUCCAGAACAUGAUAGUUCCACAGAAGAAUUGCAGGCUGAAGACCCAGCAGGAGGAGCGUCAACCUCGCAGUUGCCAGAAAAAAAUCAGCAAAGCACUAAAACAGGCCUAGUUUCUGCAGCACCAGGAGGCACUGUAGUAAAUGAAAGUCAGGAAAUGGAAGAGGAUGAAGGCAUCCACAGUCAUGAUGGCAGCGAUAUAAGUGACAACAUCUCAGAAGGCAGCGAUGAUUCUGGGUUAAAUGGUGCCCGGACAGCCCAGGAGAAAACAAGUCAGAAGGCACCUGAAGAACAUGCUGAAGUCAAGGUCACCAAGGAGAACUAUGUGUGUAUAUUCUGUGAUCGCUCAUUUAAAAAAGAAAGUGAAUAUAGUAAACACCUGAACCGCCAUUUGGUAAAUGUAUACUACCUUGAAAAGGCAACAAAGGGGCAAGGUUAACCAAAUGGUGGCAUAAUGACAAUUUAUUCUUCCUCUGUAAAAUCAUAUAGAGCUUAGGUACAGUUCUUGUAGAAUCUUUGCUUAAGCUCAGUUUGCUUAUACUUUUUAAGUUGUUGUUUCUUUUCCUUUGAUGAAACGUUUCUCUAAUUAACUACUUGUACCUCUUUGAUUAGAGAGGGCAAGUGGGUAUGUAAGUCUGUGGCUUGCUAAAUUGGCUUGAGUCCCUGGGAUAGAGCCCUGGAAUCACUUCUAUAUUUCUGUUGGUUUACAACAGAGCUGUACACAAGUUAGAUUGUUUAAGCGCAGUAGCCUUAGGAUGCUGUCUGCUGAGUGUCUUCCGCAUAAGCUCUGUAGAAAUGGAUUAUGCAAAAGCGCUAUUGUGCUCUCAUAGGACUUGUGCAGAAGACAAUUGAUGGGGCCCACAGUAGGGGCCUGCCCACUUUUUAUGCUCCCAAGGAGAUGUUCCAGUCUGGAAUAAGCGUCAGCCUGAAAUGGGUGUCAGAUAUAUGGGUGCCCCUGUCUUCCCCUCCAGGAGUUAUUCGCAUGUGAUAUCUUCUGAUUCCAUAGGUUAGACUCCUUUCCUUUGACCUUGUUUCUUAUACACACUUGCCACAGAAUCAGACUACUUUACUGUGAUGUGAUUACAUGCAUGCCAUUGCAGGAGGUGUAUCAUAUGGACAGGAGAACUAGGGGUAACUGCCAGCUCUGCGAGAUUUGGUUCUGCCCAUAUGAUUCUGUUAUUCAGAAUAUAUAUCUGUGUGUGGACAGGAUCUUUCUAAGGGUGAUGGCGUGUCUGAUAAACAGCACAUAACCUCCUCCUUGAAGGGGAUAGUCGUAAAACGGGAUGAAGCCCUGAAACUCUUAUCUGGUAGAUAUUUCCCUGGGAUGUGCCAAGUACACAGGCUAUCCAUGCUUGUGGAGAAAAGUAUUAUAUACAUGGCAUCUUAAAAGCAGGGAUGAUGCUACCAUGCAUCCAGAUGACUGUCUUUGUUUUUGUUUAUCUUGUUUAAACCAGUGAGUGCAUAAAGAACUCAUUAUCUAAACUAUGAAAAAUACAAUGGCUUGUUUUAUAAAAAGUGCGCUUCUGGGGAAAAGUUGAGGUUUGGCUCACAGUAAACAUCACAUGACCAUAUUAUUAAUUGGUAUUCAGGUCCCCCAGUAAUGAUCAGUAAGCCAGAUUCUUUCAUCCCCCCUCUCUUUUGAAUAGUGAAUCCAUUAUUUUAUAAAUACUACUUUAAGACAAGGUUGUUGUUUUCUUUUGUGCUUUAAGAGAAGAAAAUGUUGCACAUAAUUGUUUUUAUUUGUACCUAUGCAGUUUAAGCCUUUAGGAAGGUUAGUAUUUGUGCUGUAUAGUAGAUUUUCUGUAUGCAUGUUUGAUUUUGUUAAAUAAUUCCUUUCCCUUGAUCUUGACACUUCGAGGUUUGUUGCUUAUCAAGGCCGGUAUUAUUUGUGUUUUUUGACCGCAAUAUUUCUGGUUAAAAGCUUGUGGAAUAAGGAUACUUUGCUAGCAUUAAUUUUAUAAUUUGGAAUAAAUUGGCCCUUGCAUCAUCCACAGGAAAGUUGUUCUGCAGAGAAGUAAUUUAACUAAUUUAUAGGUACUCAUUUCAUUAAGGUUUAUCUGAGGAGCUUUACUUGAAUUAUACCUCUUAAGUUGGGAACUUUAUUCAUAUUCCAUACAUAAGACAGAGUGUAGAAAAGGAACCUCUGGAUCUAACUGAUAACAGUAAUAAUGUUAGUACCAUGUUGUCUGUAUUUUUAAGCAGGCAAUACUUCUGUGAAGUUGCUACUUGUUAUGCAGAGAAAAGUGUUUCCAAGGCCCCUUAAAUUGAAAAGCAGAUCCAUAUGCACAUUAUCUCUCCCUCGUUAUGUCACUUGCAUUUCCAUAAGGCUUGCAUCAUAUGUAUUUGCUAGGGGAACAUUUACAUUAAUAUUCAUUGAGUUCUGUAAUAUUGGUAAGUAGAAAUAAAAUAUCCAAAAUAAUGCAAACCAGAAUAUUUUUCAGAUUUCCUUUUUGCAUGUGAAAACUUGCGAACACAAUGCAUUUCAGACACUUAGUUUUUCCAUGGGUUGUGUUUAUUUCCAUCCAUACAGAGUGAGAGACUUUCAACGUACAUGUUGCUCCUUUUCCACUGGACUAAGACCUUUAUUCAUUUGAAAUUCAGCCUGUUAGAAAUAUCCUUAUAAGCAACAAACCUUGAAUCGGGGCAGAUGUAGACAUUCCUGUUCUGUAUUCAGUGAAGUUUUAAUUAAAUUAAUUGCCCUUUUUAUAGGUGGCAUACAGAUAAAUUGAAAUUACUAGAAAUCUGAAUUGCUAAUUUUGUAGGCAUUGGGAGAAAUGUCACAAGUAAUUGAAACUUGUUCAUUGAUAGUUCAGACUUUCUUAAACAUUUUGAAAUACAUAAGUAAUGGGAAACCUUCAGGGAGUUAAAUAAAUUGGCAAAGGACCACACAACCUCUUCCAAAUCAUUUUUAGUUUGUAGAUAUAUCUUUUGUAAGAACAAAACAAGCAAACAUGGAAUCUUGCACUGUCAGAAGGCAUAGCCUGUUGGGAAGUUUCAGCAUAGGUUCCAUUGCUGUGUUCUUGCACUGCUGUGAUUCAUUUCUUGGGACUAACGCAGAAAGACUCCCUUAUUGACUGUGCCUCUGUAUCAAGGUAGUUUUAUGUCCUGUGAAAUUAUUAAAGCAAACUAUAUUUAUGACACACUCCCCUUCCCUGUCAACAGUUGAACUUGCAUUAGUAGCUUGAAUAUUAUUUAGUCUUCCCCUAUGUUCUUCCUUUCUGUUGGAAUGUUUUGUGGUUUCAUUUUAACAUACCUUGACUGAAUAGAAGAACUUUAGACUUCUGUGUAAAACGGGGUGGGAGAUUUGUAAUAGGAGGCCAAAGAUCUGAGGGAGAAAGAUCCCUUUAGGACAGAAAUUGUGUAACAUUAGUUAUUUGUGUGGGAAUAGCUUGUGUUCAAGACUUACCUUCGCUGUGACAAUCAUUAUCAUCUGAGAAUCAAGUUGCAACUAUAUUUAUGUUGAACCAUUAAACAUUGCUGAAAUGUCUUCCUAACCAAUUAGUUGGAAUAAUGUUACACACAACUUCAUUGUUGGAUGUAAAAUAUCAUCAUUUUGGCGGUUUGGAUGGUGGCUAGAAACUUCAGCACUGUGUAGACAAGUCUUUUGUUCUCUUGCUACUUUAUAGAAAGUUUCCAUUUUAGAAGGAUGGUAUUUGUGGCCUUGCUACUUUUUAAAAUAACGUUUUAAAACUGACUUGGUUGAAAAGAGAAAGGCAAAUUAGUGGCAGUGGAUCUAAUGGUGUUAGAUGGCUGAUAUUAAAUGAAAAAUACUGUUACAUUGCUCAAAAUAGUUACUGGCAUAUGACUAGGACUAAUGAUUUCACAUUUGGGAUGACUGAAGAAGACAGUGUCUCUAUUGGGACCUGUUCAUGAGCACGAGAGCAUACAACUCUUAAGUAUUAAAAGAGCAGAUCUUCCAAUGAUGUGAUCAGUGUGUCCUGAGAUAUAUUGAAUGUUGUGAUUGAUUUGAAAUUCCAUUAUAUUAUCACCAUGUUCACUGUUUAGAACAGGGGGAAUUGAAGAUUACAGUUGCAUAGUUUUAAGCUAUAGCAACAAAAAUAGAUUAUUUCUGAUGUCUUAAUCUUAGACGUUUGUAAUGAAUAAGCAAAAUUAGGGUCAAAAUGUAGACAACUUAAUGUGUUUCUGUCUAAAAUAGGUAUUUUAUAAAUUGACCGCUUGGGUCAAAGGAAUUUGGGAUACAUCUUUCCAGCAUCUUCCUUACUCAAGGGCUUCUCUCAGCAGCAGGGCUUGUUGUAACAUCUCAGGCUUUACACAUACUGCAUUAUCUCAUAUUAUUGGCGCCAUGAUGGACACUAUGGCUUUGCAGAAUGUCUGUUUUUGAUAACAAUUUUUUUAAAAAAAUCAGUACUACACGUAAUUAAGAAUUGGAUAACUAGGAACUUAGUAUUGCUGCUAUAUGGAGAUUGAUUGACCUAAGGGCUGGAACUUUAAAUUUGUUUUACAGUACAAACUGACAGGUCAGUUUAUUGAUAACAUUGUUGAUUUCAAAAUGUUAAGUUCUGUUGAUUGGUUGCAAAUACACAUUCAGUUAGAUUUUUUGGAAACAGAUUGUGUAGUGAAUAUGCUGAGAUACAAAAUACAUUAAUUACUUCCAGGUAGUGUACAGAAUUGUUUCACACGUGUAUAUACAUCUUUUCCUCUCCUAGAAAGAAAAUCACACUAGGUAAAGAACUUUUUGUAAGCUGGCACUGAAACAUUUUAUGUUUGGUUGCACCGUGUUUGAAGCUUUUUACAGUGCAAUACGUGUAUUAUUCUCUCAAUUUAAACCAAAGGUAAUUUUUUUUCAUGCUUUCUAUCUACUGUAGUGCAUGAAGAGCUUUUUGUACGUUUGUGAUAGUUGUAAAAUCAGAACAAAUCACAUGUCUUGGGAUUUUUUUUUAUUUACCUGAACUAUAUACAAGCCUUUGUUGAAAAUGUAAGGUGUUAAACUAAAUUGCAUAUUAACCCUUGAGUGUAUUUCCUUAAGCAUAGUUAUAAGUCAAUAAACUUUAUUAAGGAA
Molecule: messenger RNA, 7703 nt
Organism: Anolis sagrei ordinatus
Lineage: Eukaryota; Metazoa; Chordata; Lepidosauria; Squamata; Anolidae
Gene: REST
Product: RE1 silencing transcription factor
Biological process (GO): positive regulation of transcription by RNA polymerase II
Cellular component (GO): nucleus
Source: RefSeq, a predicted model, not a curated record